Glycine soja is the source of this 2859-nucleotide messenger RNA. RefSeq names its product putative pentatricopeptide repeat-containing protein At5g08310, mitochondrial. Bases 54 to 2519 code for a protein of 821 amino acids. Lineage: Eukaryota; Viridiplantae; Streptophyta; Magnoliopsida; Fabales; Fabaceae. The transcript has a single exon. The record is from RefSeq and is a predicted model, not a curated record. Gene Ontology annotation, molecular function: protein binding.
GUGCGGUAACCUAAACAGUUGUAGUUGUUGUCGUCGUCGUCCAAGUGUGACUGAUGGCACUGAGGACACCACAGAAACUCAAACUCCGUCCUCUUCCUCUUUUCUCUGUCUUCAGCAAACUCCCUCUUUCCACAACGCCCCAUAACAAUAAUAAUAAUCACUCCGAUGCUUCGGUUGCCGACAUCCUCGUCUCGGUCUUCACCGAACAACCCAACGCCGACACCCCGGAACUGAACUGCUUCGCCCCCAUUCUCACCCCUCCCCUUGUCGAGUCCGUCCUCACGCGCCUCCGCACGUGGAAACUCGCCCACUCCUUCUUCCACUGGGCAUCCAACCAAGGCUUCCGCCACACCUGCUACACCUACAACUCCAUCGCCUCCAUCCUCUCACGCUCCCACCAGACCUCUCCUCUCAAAACCCUCCUCAAACAAAUCUCAGACUCCGCCCCUUGUUCCUUCACCCCCGGCGCAUUGGGCUUCCUCAUUCGCUGUUUGGGCCACGCGGGCCUCGCGCGAGAGGCCCACCACCUGUUCGAUGAAAUGCGACUGAAGGGUCUCUGCGUUCCCAAUGAUUACUGCUACAACUGCUUGUUGGAGGCUUUGUCCAAGUCCGGCGAGGUUGAUUUGAUAGAGGCCAGGUUGGAGGAGAUGAAGGGGUUUGGUUGGGAGUUUGAUAAGUUCACGCUCACCCCUUUGUUGCAGGCUUAUUGCAAUGCUCGCAGGUUUGAUGAGGCUCUGAGGGUUUAUAAUGUGAUGAGGGAAAAGGGUUGGGUUGAUGGACAUGUUUGCUCUAUGUUGGCGUUGUCGUUUUCCAAGUGGGGUGAUGUGGAUAAGGCCUUUGAGUUGGUGGAGAGGAUGGAGGGACAUGGGAUGAGGCUAAAUGAGAAGACUUUUUGUGUUUUGAUUCAUGGGUUUGUCAAGGAGGGUCGGGUUGAUAGGGCCCUUCAGUUGUUUGAUAUAAUGUGUCGGGUUGGUUUUACUCCUCCUGUUUCCUUGUUUGAUGUUCUCAUUGGCGGAUUGUGCAGGAAUGGUGACAGUCAUAGAGCUCUGAGUUUGCUUUCGGAGAUGAAGGAGUUUGGGGUUACGCCGGAUGUUGGAAUCUUUACUAAGUUGAUAUCGGCUUUUCCGGACAGAGGUGUGAUUGCCAAGUUGUUGGAAGAGGUUCCGGGAGGGGAAGAGGAGCGAACUCUUGUUUUGAUUUACAAUGCUGUCUUGACUUGUUAUGUUAAUGAUGGGUUGAUGGAUGAAGCCUGUCGCUUUCUUCGGAUGAUGAUUCAGAGCAAAGCCAGUGGUGAUGUCCAGAUGGAUGGUUUCUUCAACAAGGUCAAGAAAUUGGUUUUUCCAAAUGGUGCUUCAUUUAGCAUUGUGAUUAAUGGCUUGCUAAAAAAUGAUCAGUUGGACCUUGCCCUGAGUCUCUUCAAUGAUAUGAAACAAUUUGUUGAUAGACCAAGCGUUUUGAUUUACAACAAUCUGAUUAAUAGUCUAUGUGAUUCUAAUAGAUUGGAGGAAAGCCGUGAGCUCUUGAGAGAAAUGAAAGAAUCAGGAGUUGAACCAACUCAUUUCACUUACAACUCGAUAUACGGAUGCCUGUGUAAAAGAAAGGAUGUUUUAGGGGCAAUUGAUAUGUUGAAGGGGAUGCGUGCUUGCGGGCAUGAACCAUGGAUAAAAAAUUCCACUCUUCUUGUGAAAGAACUAUGCGAUCAUGGAAUGGCCAUAGAAGCAUGUAAUUUUCUCGACAGCAUGGUUCAACAAGGUUUCCUUCCUGAUAUAGUUUCCUAUUCUGCAGCAAUAGGGGGCUUGAUCCAGAUUCAAGAACUGAAUCGAGCUUUGCAAUUGUUCAGUGAUUUGUAUUCUCGAGGCCAUUGUCCUGAUGUGGUUGCUUCUAACAUAUUGAUGAGAGGGCUCUGCAAGGCCUACAGAGUCAGAGAAGCUGAAAAAUUGCUGGACGAGAUUGUUGUGAAGGGUUUCUUUCCCUCAGUUGUGACUUACAAUCUGCUUAUAGAUAGUUGGUGCAAGAAUGGUUCUGUUGAUAAGGCUAUGGCACUUCUUUCCAGAAUGUCUGGAGAAGACAGGGAGCCCAAUGUUAUUACUUACUCGACUUUGGUGGAUGGGUUCUGCAGAGCAGAAAGGCCUGAUGAUGCACUCUUGGUUUGGAAUGAGAUGGAAAGAAAAGGUUGUUUUCCAAAUCAGAUUGCUUUUAUGGCACUUAUUUAUGGUCUUUGCAAAUGCUGUAGGCCUACUACAGCACUCCAUUAUUUGCGUGAGAUGGAACAGAAAGAUAUGAAACCGGACUCGUUCAUUUAUAUUGCAUUGAUAAGUUCUUUUCUAUCUGAUAUGGAUUUGGCCUCCGCAUUUGAGAUUUUUAAGGAGAUGGUUUAUUCAGGAUAUUUCCCAGAAUCCCAUGAUAAAAAUUACUCCAUUGUAAUGGAUGCAAUUGACAAAUUUUCCAAGGAUCACAGAACAUCCUCUGGUAUACAAGUUUUGAUGGAAGAGGGAAAACUUCCUACACAUUGUCCGUGAACAGUUGGAAGUGAUAGGUUAAUCAAAUGAUGUGCGAAGGCUAAAUGAGGUAGGGAGUUCAGUUCCUCUCUAGUAGGAGAAAGAAAGACUCAAAAUGUUUUGUGAACCCCAUCGUGUAACUUUCAGUAUUGGUGAGGAUUUUUUUGCAUAUCAAAUUGAUGGAAUUGGCAAAGAAACAAAUGAACAGAAAGAACAUGUUACCGAUAGUUUGCCUACAAAGAGAACUUGAGCUCUGGAAUUUUUCAAGAUACAUGCUACUUGUCAAGUUGGUUAUUCUUUAUGUGGAUCUAGAGAGAAUACAAGAGGAAAAGAAAUGAAGACAAGAAAAAAUAAGGUUAAA